AUGGGGUUUACCUGUCCCAGUGAUAUCCCUGUCAUGGGGUUUUCAUGUCCCAGUGAUAUCCAUGUCAAGGGAUUUUCAUGCCUCAGUGAUAUCCCUGCCAUGGGGCUUUCGUGUCUCAGUGAUAUCCCUGCCAUGGGGCUUUCAUGUCCCAGUGAUAUCCUUGCCAUGAGGUUUUCAUGUCCUCGUGAUAUCCCUGCCAUGAGGCUUUCAUGUCUCAGUGAUAACCUUGCCAUGGGAUUCUCAUGUCCCGGUGAUAUGCUAUGAGGUUUUCAUGUCCCAGUGAUAUCCCUGCCAUGGGGCUUUCGUGUCUCAGUGAUAUCCCUGCCUUGGGGCUUUCAUGUCCCAGUGAUAUCCCUGCCGUGGGGCUUUCAUGUCUCAGUGAUAUCCCUGCCAGGGGGUUUUUAUGUCUCAGU
Pocillopora meandrina is the source of this 413-nucleotide messenger RNA. The record is from the annotation of a GenBank genome assembly. NCBI's taxonomy places the organism in Eukaryota, Metazoa, Cnidaria, Anthozoa, Scleractinia, Pocilloporidae.